AUGAACGGCCCUCUUCGUCAGAGUAUGCAUCCUGCCCCAGGUCUGGUUCCAUCUACCGCCAACAUGCUCGCCAUCGGCAACCCACCUUUCUUGCAGAACCCCGCACACAUGGUCCAGCCGUCACUCAGUCAGGGCAUGGGGGUCCCUCCGAACAUGAACCCCUCCAGUGCGCCUAUGGGUAUUCUCUCCAAUGGCCAAGUGCCUCCAAAUGUGACCCCGCGCUAUGGCAUGCAGUCAAACCCGAUGAUGCAGCAGCACUCCGCCCAACAACAGCGUCCGCCCGUCCUUCGCCAACCCCAGAACCCUCCUCAUCUCGCCCCCGGAGCCAAUCCAUCGCUCCAGAUGCAGAUGCAAAGCGCCCAGUUUCCGGGGAUUAUGCAGCAGCAGCCGACUCCCAACAAUGCUGUUCGUCGUGUGCCAUCUCAACCGCAGCCAAUGCCCUUGGGAGCAAUGCAGAACCCAGCGGCCGCUAAUAUGGGCAUGAACGUGAACAUGUCGGGUCUGGGCAUGCAGUCCAAUAUGCCAGCUGCGAUGCGCCAGCCUCAGCAUCCAAAUCAGCAAAGUAUGCGCAUGCAGCAGCAGCCGCCAUCCAUGCAGAUUACCGACAUGAGAAACCCGCCCCCAAAUCAAGGUAUGCAGGGAAUGCCCCGUGCCCCAUCCACACCGCAAGUUAUGAACAGUUUACCACAACCACCUUCUAUCGGCUCAAUGCAACACAAUGGUAUGCAGCCUCCUCUCCAACAAAAUUCCUUUUCGAAUGGAGGCCCCAUGCCUUCGCAACAACUCUCCCAACCACUCUCUUCCUCUCCCCGGCCGCCUCAGAAUCAUACCCCCAGCUUGUCCAUGGGCACUCCAGGUCCAUCGCAGACCCCUCUCAGUCGCCCACGAAUGACGCCGGAAAAUUCGUUCAUCGGCUAUCCACAAUUCCCUACCAACCCCUCCCGUAUCAACCCCAAUCCACUAAACUACCCCAACUUUGCCCCUCCUUCGACGCCUCCGGUUCCAAUAGAUAUACCGCAGACCUCGCCGGGCAUGAUACACUCACAGGGUACUCCGACACGGUCAUUUCCCACCUCACAACAAUUCGAGAUACCGAUGGAUAUCUAUCCGCCUAAUUUCGGCUCUAUGCCGCCGCCUUCCUCUGUUCCUCAUCCGCGACCUCCAUCGCUCACUAAUCCGCACCCAUCUCCGCAACAGCAACCUCCGAAUCAACAGCAGCAGCAGGCGUCCUCGUCUCAACAGCAGCAAAUGCAACCGCGUCAUCAAUCGCCAACUCAUAUUGAUCCUUUGAACCCUCCGCAUCCGCAGAGGCCGCAGUCUCAGCCUCAGCAAGGGCCCGGGCGGCCACCAUCGCAAACUGCGACGCACACGCCGCGUUCUUCCCAGAUGUCACUACCGCAAGGCCAGGGUUUGAGCAAUAUGCAAGGGCCGUUAACAGCCAUGGGACGGAUCCCCACAUCCCAGCAGACGCACGUUCUUCCUGUAGCAACUCUUCCUACCAUGCCAUCGAGGCCGCCGAUUAUCUCAGGCGGUGUACCUCCGCUACCACCAUCCGUAGGCCCUUCCGUGCCAAUGCCAAACGACGUAACGCCAUCUAGCCAAGCCGCUUUACAGCGAACAGCGGCCCUCAAUUCAAACAAUACACACAGUGGCAUCUUGAGAUUACUUCAGUUUAGUAAUGUCCUGUCUGGAGAUGCGCCAAAACUGCACUUUUGGAACGAAGUUGUGAAGGAAUAUUUCACACCCAAAGCAGUGAUGAAGCUCACUUUGUGGAGAGAUAACCUGCGGACUGAGGCCAAACCUUUUGAAAUUGGUGUGCCGAUCUUGCCCCGAUUUUUUCUGGUGACAACGCAAUCUGGUGUCAAGUCGAUGACAUUGACGUUAGACGGAGCACGCGAACGACCUGUCCCGCCUUUCCAAGGUCGUUCAUUCGUUGAAUGCAUGACUGCUGUAUGGACGUACAGAUACACCAAUGGAUACAUUGUGAUGUUGAAGGGCCCACUAACUGUUAAUGCUAUUCUGACCCAGGUCACUCCGCCAAACAGCACAUCCCAGGCCCCACAAUACAUCUGGAAAUUUGACGACUUUACCUUUGACGCGAACGCGCACGAAAAGUUUAUUUCGCUGGAGUACAUUCUCGGCAAUCGCGUGAUCGAAUGGACGCCCCCGAGCUACGCGGCGUCGAUGCCCGGGAUGAGCUCGCAAGCGCAGAUGCAACAACACCACAUCGAAGAGGACAAGCGGUGCGAAGAGCCCAGAGUGUUGAUCGACCACGGUUCGAUACCUGGUGAGCCAGUGAACGCGUUUGGUAUUCCCCAGGCGACGAUGCGAUGCCUCGAGCUCGCGGAAAGCGUCAGUUCCAUGGCGGACCUCAUUGCGUUUGUAAACGACACGCAGCUGGGGCCAUUAGAUGCGUUGAAAGCAUAUGCAAAUAGAAUCCGAGAAACAAUGGCGGCGACCGGUGGUGGGCCGAUGCAGCAGUCGCAGUCGCAGUCUAUGAACCCACCCCUUCCUCAGACUAUGAUCACAAAUCAGAAUACCAACCAGAACAACAACACCAAUAAUGGCAAUAACAAUAACACUGGUAACAGCAACAAUAAUACAUCUCUAGGUCCCCCAUAUUCGAGUUAUCCGUCAACUACUACUAUUGGGCAAUCGCCCUCUGUAACAUUAUAUUCCAGUGCUCCUUCAUCUGUUACCAACCCUCAGCCCCCGAACCCCCCAUCUUCUAUGAACUCGCCACAAAAUACCUCAUCUUCGUCUUCUGUAAACUCGCCUGAAAAACAGCUGAAGACGAUUCUUCAGCAGCAGCAGAUCGGCACUCCAGGUCAGUCGGGGUCUGCCUCAUCGCCAGCCGUAUCCACUGGUGGUACGACGAACAACACGCCUGCAAUGUCCAACACAUCUCUCAAACGGAAGCAGGGCGACGCGUCUUCACCGACUGUUGGAAAUUCUGAGCAACAGCCUGCGAAACGCGGCGCUCGGAAAAAAGGACGGACGGUACUCGACGCCCCGAAGAAACGGCGACGUGGAAAAUUGACAGGUUGA
Psilocybe cubensis is the source of this 3048-nucleotide messenger RNA. RefSeq lists its product as uncharacterized. The record is from RefSeq and is a predicted model, not a curated record. Lineage: Eukaryota; Fungi; Basidiomycota; Agaricomycetes; Agaricales; Agrocybaceae. Gene Ontology annotation, biological process: negative regulation of transcription by RNA polymerase II; positive regulation of transcription by RNA polymerase II. The transcript has 6 exons. Gene Ontology annotation, cellular component: transcription regulator complex; nucleus. Bases 1 to 3048 code for a protein of 1015 amino acids.